AUGUCAUACACAAAUCAAAAAGUCUCCAGCCCAGUCCUUGGCCAAAGAAACUUCGCAUAUGCGAGAAACCACUUUCCAGCCAGAAGCCCAAUCCUUGGUGGGAGAGACAGCUCUGAAGAUGAAUCAGAAAAUGUCUCUGAGACCAAGUAUACUGCUGCACAUCCUAGAAUGUCUCGCAGAAAGGCAACAGGUCGCUCUUGGCCAUGGUUACCACCUCAUGCCUCGAGAAAACCACUUACAGCUAUGGCACGACCAAUUACUGAACGCCAAUUGAGCUCAUCUCCUGAAUUUACUCCUGUAAGCCCAGCCUUUACUCCUGCGGGCUCUAUCAAUCCACGCUCUCCGGAAUUUGCGCCCAGAAGCCCGAACUAUAACUCAGGCUCUACCGGUCCCUCGAAUGCUCUUUAUGCUCAUUGUCAACCCCAGCCCCAAAGCCCAGCACCGGGCCCUUCUUCGCUCCCCGAUUAUCAAUCUCCGGGAAUGACUUAUCGAGAAAACUUUACUUCUUAUAGGGCCGGAUCACAAGAUUCUUUUGCAGUGCAACCACAACCUAUGCUUCCAAGCGCUGCCAAUGAUUUCUACCGAUCUCUGGGAAGCAUGGACAAUUCAAAUUAUUCAUGGACACAUUCAAAGGUUUCUAGCAGAAAGCGACCAUUCGAACAAGAUGACGAUUCCUUCGCACCACCUUCUAAGCGACAAGAGAAUAGUGCAACCCAGAUGUUUGGACUUUACAAUGAGGCCACUGCUAGAGCAGCAGAUCAAAAUGCUCGCAAUAGGUCCUACGCCGUUAGCAACCACAGCAUUACUCCUGCCGGAGAAGAUGUCGAGAUGAACAACUCUAGAACUCCCGCAAACUCGAACAAUUUUGCUGGAAUGGUUUAUGCAGCAGCACCUUUAACACCAAGAGGACUUGCUGCCGAUGAAUAUAACAGACCUCAAGCAACAUUCCCAUGUGAGAUUGAAUACACUACUACUGAGACGGCCUAUGGACCCAAUUAUUCAGGCGAACCUGGUUUUGUAAUUCAACAGAAGUCUAUCUUUGCUCCUGCUCGUAGCGCAGCUUCACCCAAUUCCGCUGUUGCUGUCGAACAAGUGCAUCGCAAUAGAAUGUCGUAUGAUUCCUCUGCCGCACAAACCUCACCACAACUUCCAAGCUUUGGUUCUCUAUUCAGUGGUCUAAGCUCUGUUCAAUAUCCACAGGUCUCAUCAGACACUUCGAGCCAUGAUUAUCCCAUGGAGCCCUUACACAAUGUUCAUAACUAUGUCGAUCUUAUCAGUCCAUCACCACAACGUUCAAUUCGUGCUGAAGUCUUCCACUCCCUCGAGGCCCGCAAUGGCUCUGCUGAUUCAGAUACUGUUGAUCUGUAUUCUCCUUCUCCUGAUAUAUCAGAGGGCUCUAUUCAAAAUGCUGAGAAUCAAGACUCAAUUGAAAAUCCUCCCAUCGAAUCUUCCCAAGAGGAGCAUCCAACCAACAGACAAGAAACAGAUUCCGUUACUCUUGCAGAAGAGACUCCUCGACUAUCCAUUGAGGCCCCUGAUAAUUUCGACAAUGAAUUAGUUGUCUCUCAUCACUCCAAUAACAACAAUGACGAUAACAAUAGUAACCAGUUCUCAACCCUCCGAGAAAGAGUAAGCAAUCUCGGGGUAGAAUUAGAUGAAGUUCAUGAAGAAUUACACCAAUACCGCAUGGAUUUCAACGAUUUGAAACCCCAAAACAUUCACCACAAGACACAAAUUUCAACCCUAUCUACUGACGUCGAAGCACUAAAACAAGAAGUCCUAGCCCAAUCCGAUCAAACCACACAACUGCGCAACGAACUCAACACACUCAAAGCAGAAGUUUCUGAAAACCAAUCUCGUUUCGAAGACUUGAUCAAGUUGGUGGUUGAUGUAACUGAGCGAUCCGAUCUUCAUGGUGAAGAAAUCUUGAAGCUCACUGAGCGAGAUGAGGAAGCAGAUGCAGAGGCUGCAAAUAAUGACAAUGGCAAUAACGUGGAUGAAGUUGCGGCUUUGAAGGCAGAGGUUGCUAGACUUCAAAAGGAAGUCCUCACAUUACAAAAUGAGGCAUUGAAGAAGGAGAUUGCGGAGUUGCGCGCGAGUAGAGGUGUUUAG
Molecule: messenger RNA, 2112 nt
Organism: Botrytis porri
Lineage: Eukaryota; Fungi; Ascomycota; Leotiomycetes; Helotiales; Sclerotiniaceae
Exons: 2
Coding region: 1-2112 (703 amino acids)
Source: RefSeq, a predicted model, not a curated record